Molecule: messenger RNA, 621 nt
Organism: Dromiciops gliroides (monito del monte)
Lineage: Eukaryota; Metazoa; Chordata; Mammalia; Microbiotheria; Microbiotheriidae
Gene: NDUFA2
Product: NADH:ubiquinone oxidoreductase subunit A2
Exons: 3
Coding region: 91-393 (100 amino acids)
Source: RefSeq, a predicted model, not a curated record
AGGUGGAUGAUGCCCCUCCCUGACUGGCUGCGCGAGCGCUUUCCUUCCCUAGGCUGAGGGAGUAGGAGUGUUUUGCAGUCUCUGGAAAAGAUGGCGGCAGCUGCGGCCCGUGGAGUCGGAGUCAAGGUGGGCAAGAACCUGAGGGAGAUCCGCAUCCACUUGUGCCAACGCUCCGCCGGCAGCCAAGGAGUGAGGGACUUCAUUGAGAAACACUACGUGGAGCUGAAGAAGGCGAAUCCCGACUUCCCUAUCCUGAUCCGCGAGUGUUCCCAGGUGCAGCCCAAGCUGUGGGUCCGCUAUGCUUUUGGCCAAGAGAAGAAUGUCUCACUGAACAACCUCAAUAGCGAACAAGUGGCCACAGCCCUAGUGAAUGUGAUGAAUAGCAAAGCCUGACGUCUCAAUAAAACAUUUAAGAAGAGCUGCCUUGGAGCUUGGCCGAUGUUGGACUGAGAAUGAAAUAUCCAUGUGUUUUUAAAUUAUCUUUCCAUGUAAACCUUGUAUUUUAAUUGAACUAUAAUUUUUCUGAAUGUUUUCUCUACCCUCCCCACACCCAAACAUAUGGAUGUUAUCACCACAUUGUGACUGAAGAAAUUUAAUGUAAUACAACUUUUCAGUUUUAAA